Rhodamnia argentea is the source of this 2344-nucleotide messenger RNA. RefSeq names its product L-type lectin-domain containing receptor kinase IX.1-like. The record is from RefSeq and is a predicted model, not a curated record. The transcript is spliced from 2 exons. Gene Ontology annotation, molecular function: ATP binding; carbohydrate binding; protein kinase activity. Gene Ontology annotation, biological process: protein phosphorylation. NCBI's taxonomy places the organism in Eukaryota, Viridiplantae, Streptophyta, Magnoliopsida, Myrtales, Myrtaceae. Bases 98 to 2176 code for a protein of 692 amino acids. Gene Ontology annotation, cellular component: plasma membrane.
CAUAUUGGGCCAUAUAUGAUCGUGCAACAAUGUCGAACCACCAAAAAGCUGUGUUAAGUCCCUGGUUUCAAGAGCCAUCUGGGAAACCUCAACGAGAAUGGAACUUCACAGCUCAGAUACCAUAAAUUUCAAGACCAAAAAGCUUCAAUCACUCCUAGUCUCGGUUCUCUCUCUAGCCAUCGCCUUACCGGCUUCGGCGUCGUCUCAGGGCAUCAAGUUCAGCUUCCAGAAUUUCGCCGGUAAUAGCAUUCAAUACCAAGGCGAUGCGUCGGUUUCGAGUAACGCCAUCCAACUUACGAAGGCCAAUCAAGGCCAGAACCUCAAUGAGAGCAUGGGGUGGGCCACCUACCCCGAGCCGAUGCGCCUUUGGGACAAGGCGACCGGGAACGUGGCGGAUUUCACCACCAAUUUCACCUUCGUCAUCAACUCGCAAAAGGAGUCGAAUUUCGGCGAUGGAAUGACCUUCUUUCUCGUCCCAGAAGGAUCUCAACUCCCGGUCAACUCGUCGGGACGGUACCUCGCUCUUGUAAACCCGAACCGCGACCCUUCCAACUCUUCUACCUCGUUUGUAGCCAUCGAGUUCGACACUUAUCGCAACAACUAUAGCGGUGUUGUGGACCCGAAUUGUACAAACGUUGCACAUGUUGGUAUAGACUUGAAUAAUCUCACUUCCGCAGUCUCUAGCUGCGUCGAUUGGUUCAAGGAUAAAAUCAUGAGCGGUGGGCGAAUCAACGCCACGAUAACAUACAAUUCCAGAACGCAGAACUUGAGCGUUCUCAUGAUGGAUGCCGAUGCCACGGGCACCGACAUAAAUUCCUCCGCUAUCUAUGAUAUAGUCAACUUGACCAAGUAUUUGCCGGAGAGGGUGACUUUGGGUUUCUCGGCUGCAACGGGUACGGAUUUGGAGCUGCACACUAUUGAGGCAUGGGAAUUCAGCUCUAAUGUGCAAGUGGCAGGAAAAAAGAGCAAGUUCUGGCUAUGGGCUACCUUAGGCUCAGGUUCUUUCGUUUUGCUCAUUCUUGCUUUAGCCUUUAUUUGGUUUCGUCACCGUUCGAAGAGAAAGGGAACUUACAUGAGCGGAGAUGAAGAUGAUCUCGCAAUCGAUGAAGAAUUCGAGCAAGUGCCAGGGCCCAAGAAAUUCUACUACAAGGACUUGGUCGCGGCGACCGACAAUUUCGCAAUUGAACGAUUGCUUGGGGAAGGAGGCUUUGGGAGAGUGUACAAAGGAUACUUGACCCCCAUGAAUGUUAAUGUCGCAAUCAAGAAGAUUAAUCCGGGGUCAAGACAAGGGGUAAAGGAGUACGCCAGCGAAGUGAAGACCAUAAGCCGGCUCCGGCAUAGAAACUUAGUCCAACUCAUCGGGUGGUGUCAUGAGAAAAAGGAACUGCUGCUCAUCUAUGAGUUCAUGUCUAACGGUAGUCUCGAUUCUCAUCUAUUCAAAGAACGAACCUUCUUGUCAUGGGAGAAGCGAUACAAAAUUGCGCAAGGCAUAGCCUCGGCAUUGCUUUACCUCCAUGAAGAAUGGGAACAAUGCGUCGUGCACCGCGAUAUAAAGUCCAGCAAUAUCAUGCUCGAUUCCGAUUUCAGUGCUAAACUAGGGGACUUUGGCUUGGCUAGACUUGUCGACCAUGCCAAGGGGUUACAGACGACAGUGUUGGCUGGAACCAUGGGCUAUAUGGCUCCUGAAUGCGUUUACACGGGCAAGGCGAGUAAGGAAUCAGACGUCUAUAGCUUCGGGGUCGUCCUAUUAGAAAUAGCUUGUGGAAGAAAAGUCGUCGAGCCAAGGGCCGAGGAAGGCCAAGUCCGGCUGGUGGACUGGGUAUGGGAGCUGUAUGGGACCGGGCGUCUACUUGAUGCAGCAGAGUCGAAACUUGGUACCGACUUCGAUGAAAGGCAACUGGAGUGUUUGAUGGUUGUAGGGCUGUGGUGCUCUCAUCCAGACCACAGCGCCCGUCCUUCGAUAAGAGAAGCAUUAAACGUUCUCAACUUGGACGCUCCGCCGCCCGUUCUCCCAUUGACAUUGCCGGUCCCUACAUACCUGGCGCCUGUACCCUCAUUCACCAUGGCAUCCAUUGUUUCGUCCUCGACCAGUGGCACCGAAGUGUCUGCAUUUACUACCUCUUCCAGUCAACCCUCUCAUUCUGCUUCCUCUGCAUUGCUCCUAGAUACAAAUUGAGUUACUACUUUGAUAUCGGAUUCUAUUUGCUUUCAUAUGAAUUUCUUCACAUGUUGCUCAGUAUUGAAACUCCAUAUUUAAGCUUCCAUUUGUUCUCCAGGAUUAUCUAAUGUAGUAUGUGUCUUCUUUGAUGGUGUAUCAUCUGUUAUCAAUUGAUAGUUAAGAGUG